Molecule: messenger RNA, 1771 nt
Organism: Panthera uncia (snow leopard)
Lineage: Eukaryota; Metazoa; Chordata; Mammalia; Carnivora; Felidae
Gene: CNBD1
Product: cyclic nucleotide binding domain containing 1
Exons: 14
Coding region: 35-1648 (537 amino acids)
Source: RefSeq, a predicted model, not a curated record
GUAGCCUCUGACCAGCUGCCUUGGAGCCAUCAGGAUGCCUCUGCCUUCUCUCUCAGCAGCUAUUUUGUCUCAUAUGAUAGCUAUAAACAAUGUGCCGCCUCCUCCACUUCGCAGUUUACCAAAGUUGAAAAUGUCUAAGUACAUUGAUUAUGGUCAGUUGAAUGCAUUGUGCCAUAUGAGAGGACUACAAUCUAGCCAGAGUUCUUACAGUAUCCUGUCAGCUCACAAUAUGUUUAUAAAGCAAUAUCCUAAAAUAUUCCUGAAGAAAAAAACCAGACUGCCUAAACUCUUCAAACAAGAGGAAAAAAGAGAACUUACUGAAGGCACCGAAGAACUUCAACCCCAACAACCUGAUGAUUCUCACAAUAUAGCUAUCCAUGUUAAAAAAGCACGUGGUGGCCCUACUUUAUAUGAACCAAAAAAAUUAGAAGAGAAGUUAGUGGAAUUCCUGGAUAUUUUAAAGAAAUUGCCCAUUUACAGGACAUUGCGUGAACACAGAACUGUGUGGAAGAUGCUGAAAACAAUUCCAGAUUUGACCUCUCAGCUAACUGAUGAGCAUCUGAAAACACUUAGUAGGAGUGUCAUUUCUGAAACCUGGGUAAAAGGCAGCACAGUGGUUGGAAAUGAUGGAUUUUAUAUAAUACUAAAAGGUUCAGCUCGACCUCAAACAAAGGCAUAUAAAGAUCUGAUUGACGAAAAUGAGUCAGCAUCCUCUUUCAUACCUCAGAGUUUCCAAGGAUUUGUUUCCAACGAAGACUUCAAAAACAUACUUGCUGAGAUGCACACACCUUCAUGUGAUCCAAUGAACUCACAAUGGAGAGGAUUCAUUUUGGCACUGAGCCAUGCUGGCCUGGGGAAUGAGGUGACACAGCUUCGACAAUGGAGUACCUUUGGAACCCUGGAAGUUACAGCUCAGACUGAAUCAGACACAAAGGAGUACUCAGUGAUCACAGAAGAAGAUUGUGAAAUUCUUAAAAUCCCAGCAAAGGAUUAUGUGAGGUUAAAAUCGGAAAACAUAAAGCUUGAAAAUAAAGAAAAGAUGAAAUUAAUUCAUAAAUGUCCAUAUUAUGAGGAGUGGCCAACUUUAUCCAUAUGUGAGCUAGUUGCACUCAUUAAAUGGAAAAAAUUUCCUCCAGGUCAUGUGAUAGUGGAAAGUGGGAAGAUAAUUUCUUUUGUGGCUUAUAUUUAUUCUGGAUAUUGUAAUAUUUAUAGAAAUAUUGUAGGACUUAUGAAACUACAACCAAAAAAAGUGAAAAAAAAUCAAAAACUUGUUUGUAUGGGCAAACUUAAUGAGAAGGAAUCCUUUGGUGAGAUUAGUGUUCUUCUUCAAGUUCCUUUCACAUGCACAAUAGUUACUGGAAAAGAGGUUGAGAUGGCAAUCAUUGAAGAUAAGGACCUAUUUGAAUUAGACCCAGUGACCAAGCAACUUAUGCUCCAUACAGCUAAACCAACUUUUGGUCAUCUAGAAGAUGAGGAUGUUAAAAAUGUAUAUUUGGAAAGGGAACAAAAAAAGGAAUGGAAAAAUUUCAAGGAUAAAACAAUGAAAAACUCCUUGUAUUAUAAUGGAAUUAUUCCAGGCUUUGGAAAAUGGGACCAUUGCUGGACCAGCAUUCCUAGGAAUCUCAAGGAUACUCUAAUCAGUUAUUAAAAAUGUCAACUUAUAAGAAAUUGGGAAUUUCAGCAUGGGUUAUUAAUUGUUUUUGUUAUUCACUUGGAAUCACUAUAAUGGUCUACCCAAUUACCUUACAAUUCUAUUUCUUCCCGAAGACAA